AUGCAUUUCCCGGUAGCUUUGACUGCGCUAUCGCUACUGUCCGUCACAUCAGCACACAAAGGUCACAAGCGACGAUCCGUCCCGUCGAGUCCUCAAGCAUUGAACAAGACGCUCACAAAUACCAUUCUAAAUGCUGGAGGUCCCAUCCUUCACUACAAUGGCACUGGUCCCGUACCUUCUUACAAUGAAACGUCUCCUCUCCCAGUACCAUUGCCUAUUUUAAGUAAGCAAGAAAUUGAAGAUAACAUCUUCAAUGAGAUUCAAGGAAUUGUUAACGGAAAUGGACUCACGACCGACUGCGCAAAAUGCAUUGCCAGUACAGAAGUCAUGCAUCUUGCAGCUAUCAUGCAACCUGUUGAGACGAUUGUGAAUCUUCUUAUUCGUGCCUGUGAAACGUUUCCGAAGGUCCAUGACAGUAUCUACGCCCAGACCUGUUAUGAAGAGUACUCCGGAAUUGGUGGAACUGGUCCGUAUCUUGCUCAACUAUUUGCAAAAAUGAGCAUGGCGACCGAUGAUAUGCAAGGUUACUGUUUUUAUGUAUGGGAUACUUGCAGUAUACCCGCGACAAUUCCUAUCGAUGAAUCUGCAUAUUUUAAACCUAAACCAGCAAACAAAACAACGGCUCCUUCGCCAUCUAACCAAACUAUAGAUGUUCUACAUCUCUCUGAUUGGCAUUUAGACUCACGAUAUGAUAUUGGCAGUGAGGCUAAUUGCUCUCAGUAUUUGUGCUGCAGACCAUAUUCAACUAACACUGACCUCGAUACGACGGGUGACAACCCAUCUACGCCUGCGUCUCGUUUUGGAUACUUCUAUUGCGAUUCCCCUCCUGACUUGGCUCUCUCUGCCUUUUCAACUAUGGACCAAUUUAUCAACAGGUCUGAUGUAGCAUUUACAAUAUUUACUGGUGAUAUUGUAAGCCACGAUAAUGACGACCAAAUAAGUCGAGCCUAUGUAGAGUAUGAAGAGACGGUCACCUACCAAACUUUUAAGGCUCAAAUGAAGAACAGUCCCAUCUAUGCGACCUUAGGAAACCAUGAUUCUCUACCGGAGGCUCUGAAUACUCCCAAUUCUAUCAACAACUCCACGGGACAAUCCAAUGUGUUUUCAUGGAAUUAUAAUUUAUUGUCCAGCUUGUGGCUGAACAAUGGAUGGAUUGAUAGUGAAGCAGCCCAGUAUGCAUCAAAUCACUAUGGUGCAUAUGCCACGGUCACAUCUCAAGGUUUAAAGAUUAUCUCUAUCAAUACAGACUUCUGGUAUACGGCCAACAUCUUCAACUUCUUCAACAUGACAAAUCCAGACACUUCUGGAAUUCUUACAUUCCUUGCCAACGAGCUUCAAAAAUCGGAGGAUAUUAAUCAACGCGUCUGGAUCAUCGGACAUGUUCUUCCGGGAUAUGAUGGUACAAAUGCGCUUCCCAACCCCACAGCCUUGUUCUACAGUAUCGUUGCUCGGUUCUCUCCAUUGACCAUCGCGGGAAUAUUCUUUGGUCACACACACGAGGAUCAGCUCAUGAUCUACUAUGAUUUCCUACCCAACUCGACAAUUUCCAGCAACACAUCGUCGGUCAUUCGUAAUACCACGUUGGUGGAUUACAACAACCCUAUUCAAGUUGCAUACAUAGGGCCUUCUAUUACCCCUCUUACCGGACUCAACGCUGGAUGGGUUGAUCUUCAGGUCGAUGCUUCGACUUUCUCAGUUAUUAAUUCUCAAACUUACUUCGCCAAUAUGUCCAACGCUAACUCCUGGACAACACCAACAUGGGAACUCGAGUACGAUACGCGUCAAGUAUAUGAUCCAAAUACUACUUGGCCCGUUAAUGCUCCUCUGGAUGGCGCUUUCUGGCAUGGAGUGACAGAGGAUAUGUUAGCAAACAACACUUUAGUAGAAGUCUAUAAUUUCCUGGAAACCAAAAGUUCCGCAAUGACGGAAAGCUGUAGUACAGAAGCUUGUGCGAAGCAGAAAGUUUGUUAUUUGAGAAGUGGAAGUGCAACAUUGGGUUAUGCUUGUCCCGAUAGCGACGGACCUUUUUGA
This is a messenger RNA of Botrytis porri, 2031 nucleotides long. RefSeq lists its product as uncharacterized. The coding region runs from base 1 to 2031 and encodes 676 amino acids. NCBI's taxonomy places the organism in Eukaryota, Fungi, Ascomycota, Leotiomycetes, Helotiales, Sclerotiniaceae. The record is from RefSeq and is a predicted model, not a curated record. The transcript is spliced from 3 exons. Gene Ontology annotation, molecular function: hydrolase activity.